This is a messenger RNA of Naegleria gruberi, 1308 nucleotides long. RefSeq lists its product as uncharacterized. Lineage: Eukaryota; Heterolobosea; Eutetramitea; Acrasida; Naegleriidae. The record is from RefSeq and is a predicted model, not a curated record. The transcript has a single exon. Bases 1 to 1308 code for a protein of 435 amino acids.
AUGGUCACUCUCAGAUUUUGUCUCUACGAUUUUGCUUCAUCCCUCGAUGAAUUGAAUAUGAAGCACAGAAUGUUAAGCCUAAUUAAUCAUUCUCAAUUUUCUGAUAUUUCCCUCCAAUGUCAAUCCCUUAAAAGCACUGAUGAAGAAAUUCGGUUUGAAUUUCCGAAACUCUUCACCACCAGAGACUGGACAACAAGAAGAGAAACAAUUAUAUGGACAAACUUUGGUGAAAGCCUGGUACUCAUUGCUCAAAUCCAUAGAAAAUCAUUUCCUCUCUACUCGAUUAUCAUUUCCCAAAUUUUAAAGCAAUAUGAAAUGUUUACCAAUUCAAAAGAUCUUUGUGUCCAUUUCAAUCCGUGGUUACAUUCGGAUAAGAUUGUUGAUAUUGAUAUUCCUAGAUACCUUCCAUUGAGCAAUCCAUUCCUUUCCUAUUCAAAAUUUAAUAAGGAAAGAUUUCAGAAAUUGUUUGGUUGUGUAUUUGGAGAUGAUGUAUCAUUCAUGCCUGAAUCUGUGCAACAAUUACUUAGUUCAAAGAGAAAUAUCUUUAAUGCAAGUCCUAUUUCAAUAGGAAACCUCCAUCAGAGAACAACAGUUCUCUCCAAGCUUAUUACCCUUCCUCAUUAUGAUCCAAUUAUGGAAGAUUUGAUUGAGUUUUUAUAUGAAAUGUGUUAUGAUUUGAGUCCAUUAUCGUUUGUGGUUGGAACGUCUGCUAAUCAUGAUUUGGCUUUAAUGGAAAGAGAUGUUUUUCAAUUAUUGGUUGAUCUGGAAAGUCCUGUUCUAGGUUUUGGAGAUACCAAUAAUCCAAAAUUUAGGAAUAGAUUAUCAACCAUUCUUAGAUUAUUAGAAAAUGAAGAUGAUUUUAAUUAUUACUUUACUUCAAAAAGAAGAAAACAUGUAGAAACUCCAAUAGAUAAUAGUGAUAUUUAUUAUCUUUCUCAAAUUUCUCAAUAUAUUGAGAUGCCUUCCAGAUUACAUACCCCAACUCUGAGGACGAAUCAAGAAGAAAAGUAUUUAGAAGCAAGUUACAAGUUAAAAACUGAAGUUGAGAAUAAUGACAGAUUUGUAAAUGCUCCUCUCUUAAAUUAUAGAAGAAAGGUUGCAGAAAAUGUUAAAAAACUGAGAACAACAACCUUUAGCGAAUAUCCUAAAGUAAUCAAACUUGCCCUUAAGACAUCAAUUGCUAGUAGUUACAGACGUGACCAUUUAGUUGGAUUAGGAACUCAUUAUGGCACCACAAUAUUAGAGGUAACCAAUAGACGUAAAUUAGAGUAUAGAAUUUACCAACUCAGAAAGUUUUUGGGUUUUUGA